AUGAUUCCACCACAGACAUCGUUACAAGAUCUGAAGAAUCUAAUUCUGGUUCAUACCGGAAUGGUUGGAAAAAAAGAAAUCACGAAGUUGACUUACAGGAUGCCGAUUGCAGUGGCCAACUCGUUUGCGUAUCAAAAAAUGCAGAUAAAAUCUAAUCAGCAGGUGUUGAUGAUAUUCUCUUAUCAUCGCAGCAUAGGUACCAUAUAUUCGUUGGAGCUUUGUCUGAAUAUUCAGGAUAUUGGCGGAAGCUCGUCCAGUUCCAAUAAUGUGGAUGGUGUGAGAAAUCUGGGAGUGGCUGAUUUUGUACAGGGUCCGGAUACAAGUAGGGCCCGUAGUCCAAGCUUCAAUGCGUUUGUUGUGCGGGAACAGAAUGCAAAUCUUCGUGAAGCGCGCCCCUCCACUUCAACCUUACUUGGGUUCGAUAGGCAUCCCGAUGUUGGCAUCCCUGAAAGUUCUGACGAGGAUGACAUUGAAGAAUUCAGUGGUGAUGAGGCAGAAGCCGUUCCGGAAACGAAACCUCCGCAUGGCGACUCUGUUCCUCCAACACCUGUCGAACCGGUAGGUGGAGGUGUAUCCUCCAGCACACCUGCACACUACCCAUCCCUAAAUCUUGGAGCAAUGCAUUCGAGUAACGCAGAGGACAGACCUAGUAGCUAUCCUCUCUCAGGCGAGAUGGAGCUCGAGAUUGGGUUAAAGUUUCUGAACCGGGAAAUAGCGAUGCUGGCAGUAAAAAACUACAACAUCCAUAGGAGUGCAGAGUAUAAGGUCGUAGAGUCAGACCAAAGGAGGUAUGUAUGUCGAUGCAAGCAGUUCGGUGAUCAAUGUCGUUGGAUGGUACGGGUUGCAAAGACAAGGACUUCCAGAUUUUGGGAAGUUCGAAAAUAUGAAGGGCCUCAUAGUUGCUUGGCAAGUUCGAUGUCUCAAGACCACGCUCAACUAGAUAGCAAUGUGAUCUGCCAGCACAUAUUCCCUAUGGUGCAUGCUGAUGCGACUAUUUGUGUAAAGGUGUUGCAAGGAUCGGUAGAGUCAGCGUACGGGUACAUGGUGUCUUACAAGAAGGUUUGGCACGCGAAGCAGAAGGCAAUCACAAGGAUCUAUGGUGAUUGGGACGAGUCGUAUGACCAGCAGCGCAGAUACUUCAAUGCGCUGCAAGCUUUCGUCCCAGGGACAAUUGUUGACCUCCAAACGGUUCCGUACUAUGUUGGAAACAUGCUUGACCGUGAUAGUGUCAUGUUUCACCGGGUCUUCUGGUCGUUCCCUUCGUGUGUUCAAGCGUUUAGGCAUUGCAAGCCGUUGGUGUCAGUAGACGGAACACACCUGUACGGUAAGUACGCUGGCACCCUUCUCAUGGGCAUAACACAGGAUGGAAAUAACAACAUUCUGCCCGUCGCUUUCGCCCUCGUAGAAAGAGAGAACACAGAUUCAUGGUACUUUUUCCUGACUAAUUUGAGGAGACAUGUAGCGACUAGGCCAGGAGUUCUUCUUAUCUCCGACAAGCAUGCUGCAAUAAAGGCCGCAUUGGAGCGUGAAGGAUGUGGUUGGGAUCACAAUGCUUACUGUGUACGACAUAUUGCCUCCAACUUCGCAACAAGUUUCAAGAGUAAGGAAGCCAAAAGACACCUGGUUAAUGCCGCUUAUUCGAAGACGCAAGAGCAGGCGCAGUACUAUCUUGAGUUAAUUAGCAGCGAGGAUCUCGUAGCAUCACCGCAGAUGAUGGGUUAG
This is a messenger RNA of Arachis ipaensis, 1722 nucleotides long. RefSeq lists its product as uncharacterized. The record is from RefSeq and is a predicted model, not a curated record. Lineage: Eukaryota; Viridiplantae; Streptophyta; Magnoliopsida; Fabales; Fabaceae.